CUUUCUAUUUUUUUUUCAAUCGAGAUUCAUCAUCACACUUUGACAAUAAUAUUCCGAACCUUUACCCAGAAAAAGCAGUCAUUCAACGUUCAUUCAUAAAAUUCAGGUUUCCUCCCUUCUUAGCAGUUGAAAAGUCCAAUAUUACUCGCUACCCUUUUCUUCAUUUAGCGUGCAUGGCUUAAACGCUCAAGUCUGUUUGAGUACUAGCAGUAGUUUUUGUUGAACGAAGACUUUUUUUUUUUUUUUCAUUUAUGGGAGAAGAAGAAGAAACGAAAUCCAAGAUCUCGAACAAAGAGAGAGAACCCAGAACCAGAAAUGAAGCUGCUGCUGAAAAAAUGUUCAAAAUGGGUUUCUUCAGAUCUUGAUUGGAAGUUUUUACUCUUAAUUCUCCCUCCUCUCUCUCUCCUCUUUUAUCUCUCUCUCUCCUCCAUUCCCACCAUUACCACUUCCACUUUCACCUUCAACAAUCCCUUUUCCACUUUUGCCCCUUUCAAAUCCGUUUUCAACAAUAAUGCCCCUCCUCCUCCUCCUAACUCCUUGCUGAACCGGUCUAGCUUACUCCCGCCGGUUUUUGCGAAUCAAUCGGAGACUCGGUCUAGAAAUGAUGAGCCGUUGUUUUCGCCGGUUUAUAAACCGGCGACGAAGGAGGAGUUGGAUCGGUCUAGAAUUGCAGUGUGUUUAGUGGGUGGGGCUCGUAGGUUUGAACUAACUGGGCCUUCUAUUAUCCAGAAGAUUCUGAAAGAAUAUCCGAAAUCUGAUCUUUAUCUUCAUAGCCCGUUUGAUUCUAAAGCUUAUAAGCUCUCCUUGUUAAAGGCUGCUCCGCGAAUCUCCGCCGUUAAAAUUUUCCGGCCAAAACCAAUUAACAUGACCGAGUCUCAGGUCCGAGUUCUCAGCCCUCGCAACUCACCAAAUGGUAUACAGGGUCUGCUGCAAUAUUUCAACCUAGUAGAGGGCUGCUUAACGAUGAUUCAAGCACAUCAACGCCGGAACAACUUCACUUAUGACUGGAUAAUCCGUACUCGAGUUGAUGGCUACUGGAACGCCCCACUAUCUCCCGACGACUUCAUUCCAGGUGCCUACCUAGUUCCUCCAGGUUCAUCCUACGGUGGCUUAAAUGAUCGCUUUGGCCUCGGUGACUACAACACGUCUGUAGUUGCUCUUUCGAGGCUCUCUUUGAUUCCUGAGCUGGAUUCAGCUGGAUACCAUCUCCUCAACUCAGAGGGCGCAUUCAAGGCCCAACUGACUAUCCACAAAGUUCCCUACAUCACUAAGCGCCUCCCAUUCUGCGUUGUAUCGGAUCGUAGCUAUGAUUUUCCACCACCCCGUUUUGGUGUUCCAGUAGCAGCACUUUCUAGUCCAGGCCCAUUAAGUGGUGCCAAGUGCCGGCCUUGCACACCUUCAUGCACUGACCACUGCGUUGGGCUGGUAAUGAACAGACUGUACAAAGGAUGGAGCUGGACCGAUUGGGCCAAUAACACCCUUCUGCUCUGUGAUGCUCAUGCCGAGUGGGAGAGCGGGUGGCAGAAAUUAUUCGAUGAAGUGGCAGGUGAUAAACUGGCUGCAGCGAGAAGGCGAGUUGAAGAUUUAAGAAUGGAGCAAUGUGUGAGGGAUUUUGCAGAAAUGAAGAAGAAGACAGCUUAUUGGGAGGCUCCUCCAGUGUCUCAAAUUUGUCAAUUGGGCUUAUCAGCAUCUGCUUAACUUCAAAGCAAAAUCCAAUAUAGUAUAGGUAAACUAUGUAUAGUUUCUAGCCUUCCACGCAGCUUUUUUCUAUAUUUCAAUUCUUUAUUCCUUUUUCCUUCUUCGGGAAAAAAAACAACGUACCCAAUAUAAUACCGCAUAAUGGGGUUUGGGGUACGCAGACCUUACCCCUACCUUGCGAAGAUAGAGAUGUUGUUUUCAAUAGAACCUCGACUCAGGAAAGCUCGGGAAAACAAAAAAGAGUUCUAGAAAUACCUAGGUGUUUUUGUAGACAUGUUUUUUGGAAUAUUUCAACGGAUAUUACUAGUGCUUAGCUUUGUAGAGAAAGGAUUGCAGAGAAAAGGUAACAGGUUCCAGUUUUGGUA
This is a messenger RNA of Nicotiana attenuata, 2063 nucleotides long. RefSeq lists its product as uncharacterized. The transcript has 2 exons. The coding region runs from base 316 to 1698 and encodes 460 amino acids. The record is from RefSeq and is a predicted model, not a curated record. NCBI's taxonomy places the organism in Eukaryota, Viridiplantae, Streptophyta, Magnoliopsida, Solanales, Solanaceae.